Molecule: messenger RNA, 5226 nt
Organism: Sphaeramia orbicularis (orbiculate cardinalfish)
Lineage: Eukaryota; Metazoa; Chordata; Actinopteri; Kurtiformes; Apogonidae
Gene: spag5
Product: sperm associated antigen 5
Exons: 25
Coding region: 120-5114 (1664 amino acids)
Biological process (GO): cell division; regulation of attachment of spindle microtubules to kinetochore
Source: RefSeq, a predicted model, not a curated record
GACGCGGUUGAGCUUCCGAGUAUCACAUUUGUUUAUGGCAUUCACUUGACGUUUUCAUAUUUGGUUCAAGUUUCCUGUCAUUUGGAAGGUGCACAGGGUUUUCCCUGAACUCAGUAGUGAUGUCCUCCAGGAGGUCCAGCUCCAGUGGGGAUGACGGGUUCUCUAGCAGACUGGGAGAGCGCACCCCUUUGAGAAGUGUGGAGAAUGAAGUAGUUCAUCUUGGAUUUCCAUUAUCCAACAUCAAAUCCAAGUCACUCUUUAACAGUGAUUUGAAAACAACAAAGGAUGGUGGUGCAUUCUGUGACCCUGAAUCACACAUAUAUUCUCCAUCAAAACCACUGUUUAGAACUCCCACCAAUCAUACAACUGUUACAGAGGCAGGUCAUGGACUUGGUGAUCUAACAUUGAAAUCCUUCAUCUGUGCCGGUGGUGAAGUUGAGAUUUUCAGCUCUUCAGUAUGCGCAGAGGAGAGUAUGAUUUUGCCCAUGGAUCAGCCUGCGAGUAUCACUUGUGGAGCAGGAGACACAGUGAUUUCUGACAGUAUGAUAGUGUCGUCAUGCAGUGACCACAUAGAACAUCCCUAUUACAACGCUGGGAUGGAAGAUUCUUCAACAGGAGACAGUGAUGCAGCAUGUCACUGUGAAAAUUCGAGCACUGCAUUGGCAUCUGAGGACUUGGAUAUUAUUAAAAAUGACUCUCAUGAUGACCCCUUGGCAGAACAGAAUGUCACAUGGAAGUCCUUUGUCUGUGAUGGGGGAGAAGUGGAGAUUUCAGAUGAGUCAAGGCUCAAAGAUGAGACUGUUCCUCUGCCUCAGUCAGGGCAAGAUGAACAUCAACCAGACCAGAGUGUAGAUUUAAGUAGUUUAACCGAUGUUCCAGGCCACUUGUCUCAAGAAGAACAUGCAGACCAUCCCUACUGCAUCACAGAAAUUAGUGUUUCUCCAGUCACUGCUAACUUCACUACCUUGUCUGAGACUCCACAGGACAAGACUCCUACUGGAUUGAGUGAUAUCACUUUCAAAUUGUUUAACUGUACCGGAGGUGAGAUUGAAAUUUUAGACACCACCAAACACACAGACAUGACGGUUCCUCUACCAGCUGACCAAAAUGCAACCUACAAUGAAUCAGACAUCCCUGAUGUAAAUCCAAGCUUUUUAGCUGGUGACCAAGAUGUACAAAACCGUAAUGAUCAUUCAGAUCACCCAUACUGUGCUAGUGCUUCGACAACUUCAAGAGGCAGCCUUGAUGUAAUGUAUGAGACAGAGCAGAAUAGCUUUGUACAUGAAUGUCAGACUGACAGAGACAUCGGUGUCGCAAUCAGCACUUCAACCAUUGCUUAUGUUGGGACCGAACAAUCUAAUGGGAACAACUUGUCAGAGAUUUCCCCUUUGCCUGAGGGCAAGAGAGAGGCCUACCAACCCGUGGACCCUUUGGAUAGCAAUGCUGUAUCACAGGGCAUGACACCAGAACACACCCAAGAUAUGUGUGAAAAACAUAAUAGUGUUGAAAUUGCUGAUGCUGUGGUAAAUGAAGACCCACCCACUGUCACUGCAUCUUUAGAGUCUCUGCAGAAUGAAUUUAUUAACUGUCAAGAUACACCAAGAAAAGAAUUGAUGCAUCCUGAGGACACCACCCUGCCUUCAUUGCAUCAGUCUUUCUCAGCAGGGAUGCCCACACCUGUUGAAGUGCAGCAGCAUGUAGAGAGAAGUUCUACAGAUGUCCACCCCAGCGGCGGACCUUGUGUAUCUGUUGAAGCAAAAGACAGUGCCCUUGGCUCAUCUAGUAAUGGACAAGGUCUUUGUACCUCUGCAGAAAAACCUCAAGCAGAAACCCUCCCAGAUGUUUUAAAUGUACUUUCAAAAUGUCCCUCAGUAGUAUCAGCUUUGCAGUUUGGCCUCCUCAGUCCAGCUGUCAGAAGAGCCUCUCUAGCUUUCCUAAAGGCUCAUGGGGCUCCUGCUCUUGAUCCGUUUUUUAUCGAUGAUUCUGCUCUUGAAGGGGAUAAGUCUAUGGUGGCUCCAGUUAAUGUCGACCCCACUGGAUUAUUGUCGGAAUUCAUGGAGAGUUCCAUGCCUUGUCCUCUGUUUAACUCCACAGCUGUGGGUCACACACAGCCUGACCCACUUACAAAACCAACUGAUCAUUUGGAUGUGAGAUCUAGUGCAGUGCCUCAGUCUGAGGUCAACAAGCCAAGUCUGGAUGCCCCUUUUAUUCCUGGUGGUCCCUUGCAGCAACAGCUUCGACAAAUGGCAGAGUUUCUGCUUUUAGCCUCAGGAAAAAUGGACCCCACUGCUGUCUCUGCUCCUGUUCCACCUCCUGUGGCCACUAUGGUUCCAUCAACAAGAGCAGAAUCCCACAAUGCCUGUGUGGGCACAACCCCGCUGAAACAGGACAACCACAGUGUCAAUACAUCUGGCCAGUUUGAGAGAAAGAGGGAUUUCACUGUAGAAGAUGAAUGCACUCUUACUGACCCUCUCCUGUGGAAUGUUCCUCCAGGCAGCCUAGAGUGUCUUCCUAGACAAGAACUGGAGCAGAGGUUACACUCUAGUAUGAUUAUGGUGGAAGUUCUGGUGCAGCAGCUGGCAGCAGCCAGAGCUCAUGGAUGUACCCCUGCAGGUCCUGCACCUUCAAACCUCAGGGAAAAGUUAGUGCAGACGGAACACACUGAACUCAGUCAGACCACAAUGUACAGAGAUCUUUACAUGGAGGCACUGAACAGGAUUGAUGAUUUAGAGAUGGAUGAAAGCUCUCUACAAAACCUCAUUCACUGUAUGCAGGAUAUGAAGACUACCACGACUUCUUUGAGCAGUAACACAGAUGCUGCUCUUUGUAAAAUGAAGCUAAUAGAAGACACUGUGAGAGACGACCAUCAAAGCCUGGUUUCUCACUAUCAGCAGAUGAAGUCACUAUUUGCAAAAUCCAAGGAGACUCAUGUGAGGAUGGUGCAGAAGGUUAAAGAUGCUCUUCAGCAGAGAGACAACAUGCAGAUUCAGAUGGAGGAAGCUUUCACAGCCAAGGAGGCCGCCUUCAGUGCAAUGGACCAGCUGAGGACCCACUGUGCCACAGAAAUCUCAGAGCUGGAGAGAAGUGUGGGUUCACAACAACAACUAUUAUCUGCUCUACACCAGACCUACCCUGAACAGGUUGCAUUAAAUAAGGCAUAUUCUGAAACCCUGAACUCCGCCUCGGAACUUUUGUCCAAAACCACAGAGGAACAGUCAAGAUUAAUGACAGACCUCUGCACAGUUAGAGGCCUUGUACAGAAAACUGCUCCUCUUCUUCUGACGCUGAACGAGAAGGCAGCUGCUGCUCUUAGAGAGAGGGACGAGCAUAUCGCAGCACUAGAUCAAGCUGUUGAAGAGAGACAGCAGAUUGAAGAGGAGUUUAACCAGGCUAACUUGGAUCUUCAAGCAGCCAGAGAACAGAUUGGAGAUUUAAAUCUGCAAGUGACAAUUCUGACCUCGGAGAUGGGUGUGCUGCGUCAGAAACUAACAGAAGGAGAAGAAGAGCGGGCUCAGCUGGAGAGACAAGUGACAGAGUUGUCUGCCACAGUUUCAUCCACUUUGGCCUCCUACACAUUCUUGGAACAGGCCCUUGCUGCAGAGACUACAAAGUUGCAGCAGUCAUGGAAGGACAUACAGCAAGCCAAGGACAGGGCAGAUGAGUUGGAGACGUCGUUGAGCCAGUCACAGCAGCGUGUAUGUGAGCUGAGUCAGGCUCUGGCUCACAGUGAACAGCAGAUGGACCAACUGCAGACCCUGUCUCAGUCUCAGACCACUCAGAUCCAGCAGCUCCAGGAAGUUUGCACACAGCUUAGCGGCGUACGGGAGAUGAACGAGUUCUUACAGAUGGAAAAUGAGUUGGCGAGGGAACAGGUGGCUGAAAGUGAAUCUGUGCUCCGGGCCAAUCUGCAGGGACUGAGGGAAAGGAACAUCCAGUGUGAGGACCUAAAAGGAGAACUUAGUCAACUUCAACUUGAGAACAAGAGUUUGCAGGAGGAGCUGGAAAUCAUGAGGUCCAAAGUCAGUGCAACUGAGUCUGAGCACGGGGAGAACAUGGCUCAGGCGGUCACUGAAAUUACUUUACUCCAUCACACACUGCGAGGACUAACUAAUGACCUACAUGCACGUCUAAAUGAAAAGAAACAGGACAAACCGAAGGAUCCAGGUCAACUUGUCCACAACACAGAGCGUCGUCAUCCUUCAAGCUCCUUUGUCGACAGUGUAAUGGUCGCAUUAACAGCAGAAAAGGAGGAAGAUGUAAAAACUGAGGCGUCUGUACCAGUCCAAUCAGAUCCACCUGAGCCCGUCUGCGAAACUUUGUUCAGUGAGACGAGCGCCUUCACCCGCGUCGCAACCAUUGCUGCCAAAAAGACUUUGAAUGCAACUGAGUUUGAGCCAGAGGAGCAGAGCAGUGUGGCAGAGCUGCUGGUCGACCUCGGCAGCACUGUUACGGAGCUCGCCAGCACCCUGAUGUCAGCGCAGCAGCAUGAAGAUGCUCAACUGGAAGACCUGCACACCACCAUCUGUAACCUGCAGAGGGAGCAGCAGGCUGCAGAAGGCAGAUACCAGACUGAGGUGUUUGAGCUCAAGCAUCAGCUGAGCCGUCUGAACAGCCUGGUCGAGAGGGGCAACUUGGCACUCCAACAGAAAGCUCAGGAUGAAAAAACUGUGACAAAGUUGGUGACAGAAAUGAGUGAGAUCCAGGAAAUUCUAAAUAAAUACAAGACUGACAAUAACGAAUUGCGUAAGGAGGCACUGGAGCUCCGUCGUGCUCUCCAGCAGUCGCAGGUGGAGUCACAUUUCCUGCGAGAGGAGCUGAAGAAAGCUGGCGGCCAGUCGGCUAAGCCAGCACAUUUCAUGGAAGAGAAAAUCGAGUUAUUGAAGGAGGUGGAGAGGCUGAAGAUGAGCCUUCAGGAGGCGGAACAGGCCAGAGUUAAACUCCUUGAAAGAGCAAAAAGACACCAAAUCAUCCACCAGACCAACCAACAGAAAAGUGAGAAAGAGCUUCACAUGUUAAGCAAGGUGAUCAAUAAAGUCAGAGAGACUCUGCUGUCUUUGCCGGAGGUUGUGAAACAUUGUGAACAACUCCAACAGCUUGUUGAAUACAUCGGUUAAAAUGUUUAUAAUAGUCACCUGUGUUUGCUGUAUUUAUGCGUUUUCAGUUUUGAACUUCCUUCAAGUGUUCUUAUUUUAAAGAAUAAAUAAAAUUCUCCUUAGUUCUCUUCUC